GUGAGGCGCGCUUGUCUGUGCUGAACGUACUCUGGAGACACACUCCUCUGAGUGUGUAUUUGAGUGUGUGUUGAUGGUGCUGUAGUUGUGUGUGUGUGUGUGUGUCUGUGUGUGUGUGUGAAAUUGGGAUGUCUGCGCUGAAGAGUCUUGUACCUGCGCGCUUCCUCACACUGACUGCUCACCUGGUCAUCAUCAUCACCAUCUUCUGGUCCCGCGAUAAUAAUAUUCAGUCAUGUUUGCCACUGGAGUUCACGGAAGAUCAGUACAGAACAGAAGACACACGGCUGACCGUGGCUCUGUCUGUGACUCUGGCUCUGUUUGUGCUGGAGCUGGCUGGGUUUCUGUCUGGAGUCUCCAUGUUCAACAGUAAUCAGGCCCUGCUGUCUCUGAUCACACACUCCAGCGCGUGUGUGUGUCUGUCCUUCUUUGUUUUUCACCAGUGGCCCUGCUGGACGUACUGGAUCAUCUUCAGCAUCUGCAGUGUGUUUCCAGCUGUUGUGGAGCUGUUCCUGCUGCUCUCGCAGAGGGUGCUGUGAGUGUGUGUUUUCUCCACAUGAAGACUCUGAAGAACACACACACACACCGCUUCACCUCUGCUUCUGUCCUCAUCACACACACUCCUGUCGGCUCCUCAGACCUGCAUCUGUACAUAUUCCUCUCUUCUGUGUGUUUUAUAAAGGAGUUCAGCCUGAGUGUGUGUAGAUCUGUGUCUGGAUCAGCUGUCUUAUACACCUUUAUAGUAUUGAGGAUUUCAGCAACAGGCAUUUUAAAGGGCACCUAUUAUGCAGAAAUCACUUUUAUAAAUGUUUUAACCCAGCAGUGUGUGUGUGUGUGUGUGUGUGUGAGCAGUGUGUGAGUAUCUCCAGCAGCCUCUGAUGCUCAGCAGUACUGAACUGUGUUUGUUAUAAUCAGACUUGAUGCAGAAACACUGUGAUUGACAUUCUCCUGCUGUACGUGUCAUCAGAGGGGGAAAGCCCCGCCCACCAGUGCCCAACUCUCCACCUCAUUAGCAUAAACAGCAGCCCUGAGUGAGAAGCAGCCGUCUGUCCAUUAGCCAUUAGAGUGUUUGAGCUGCUGAAGAUCAUGUCAGCAUAGACUAAGAGCAUUAUAGAUGUGGAGAUAUAGAUGAAAUGUAAAGUUAGUUUAAUGUCAUCAGUUUUAUUAUGAUCUACUUUCACGCUUCAUCCUAAUUUAAUUCCUGUAGCUUUAGGCCUGUAAUGUUCAUUCAUCACUCAUUACAGCAUCAAUUCCAAUUAAAGAUCAUUACUGGAAGUUUUAUUUUGAGAACAAUUAAGCAAAUCAUGUUUUUUCUAUGUGUUAAAAUUAUACAGUACAAUAAUUGCAGUAUGCACACAUGUAAAAAGUGUACAGAUGUUCUGGUAAUUAAACAUUAAAUUGAAUUAUAAUGUUUUAAGUGGCA
Messenger RNA from Danio rerio (zebrafish), 1420 nucleotides. RefSeq names its product transmembrane protein 107 (gene tmem107). NCBI's taxonomy places the organism in Eukaryota, Metazoa, Chordata, Actinopteri, Cypriniformes, Danionidae. The record is from RefSeq and is marked provisional. Gene Ontology annotation, cellular component: membrane.